This is a messenger RNA of Knipowitschia caucasica, 939 nucleotides long. The record is from the annotation of a GenBank genome assembly. NCBI's taxonomy places the organism in Eukaryota, Metazoa, Chordata, Actinopteri, Gobiiformes, Gobiidae.
AUGGUUCUGGUGCACAACCUUUGGGGAGGCCUACUUUACAUCAUAGCGCCUCCAAAAACUCAAGUGAUGGGAGCUGAAGUCAUUGUUCAAGUCGGUGUUCCUGUGCCAUAUUACAAAUCAGGGGAAACUUCUCUGUCUGAUUGGUCACGUCUGCGCACGGCCCUGUCUCCCUGGGCAGAGCUGGAGUUUGAGAACAUCAUUCUGACGGUGCCUUCAGAGGUGAUCCGGACUCUGGAGCGUCCUGACGAGCUGGCCGCGCUCUGGGACAAGAUGUUGAGGGCCAUUGCAGACUUGGCUGCAAUCCCACACAAGUUUAAACGGAAAGAGAGAUUUGUCUGUGAAGUGCAGAUCUCACAUGGCUGGAUGCAUGCAGGUUAUCCCAUCAUGGCACACACAGACGACGCUGCAGAGAUUGUCAGUGUUAAACAUGCAACCACCCAAGGUCUGUGGGGACCAAUACAUGAGCUGGGACACAACCAACAGAGAGAAUGCUGGGAGUUCCACCCUCACACCACAGAGGCCACAUGCAACCUGUGGUCUGUUUACGUGCACGAGACAGUGUUAAAUCUCCCCUGCGAGAAGGUUCACUAUGAGAUGCAAGCAGGAAGACGGAAAAGUUGUGCAGAAAACUAUGCAAAAAAUGGAAGCAAGUUGAGCGAGUGGGAUUUGUGGACUGCCCUGGAGACAUACAUGCAGCUGCAGGACAAAUUUGGCUGGGAUGCUCAUAAGAAGGUGUUCGCUGCUUACCACACCAUGAGUGGCUUUCCCGGAGACAGAGACGGGAAGAUGAACCUUUACGCUGUGACCUUCUCCGAGAUCGUGGGGAUGGACUUGAGCAGGUUUUUCAAAGCCUGGGGGUGGCCUAUAGAGGGCGACACUGAGAAGAAACUGUCCAACCUGCCUGCCUGGAACGACCACCCUAUGGCCCAAUACAACUGA